AUGUUACAUUUUGCACGACAGCAGUACAUUAAUGAUAAACGAGAAUUAGUCAAAAUUGAUGAAUUUCGAAAGACUUAUACCGUUGAUAAAGCAAUUGAGUGGUAUACAAAAGAUUCAUUCUUUUAUCGAUUAUUAAAUGGAGCCUUACGAAGUGAAAAUUUUGAAGUCAUUUAUAAAUUUCGUUCGUUUAUUGCUGAUCUUCAUCAACAACUCAAAACAAUGCAUCAAAAUUAUGUUGAUCAAUUAUUCUCUUCUACAGAUAAAAAUGUAUUUGAAGUCUAUCGUGGACAAUUAUUACCCAAACGUGAAUUUGAAAAAUUAAAGAAAAAUAUUAAUGGUUUUGUUGCUAUGAAUACAUUUUUAUCAACAACAACUCAUAAAAGUAUUGCUCUAAUGUUUAGUGGCAAUGGUGAAAAUCGACCAGAAUUAGAAUCAGUUCUAUUUGUAAUUAAAAUGAAACAAACAUAUUUAACUGAACCAUUUGCUGACAUAUCUGUAGCAAGUAAUAUGAUAGAUGAAAAUGAAGUGCUCUUUUCAAUUGGAAGUAUUUUUCGAAUUGAUUCAAUACAUGCUUUAUCAGAAACUCAAUGGCAUAUUGAUCUAUCCUUGGUAACACAUAAUGAUGAAGAUGUUGUAAGAUUUUCUCAAUAUUUACGAGAAUCUGUUGAUUCAAAGCCUACAUUUAUUGACUUAAUUGAUAUAUUUUUCAAUAUGAAUGAUUAUCAGAGAGCUGCACAUUAUAGUAAAACAUUACUAAAAAAGAUUUCACUUACAAACGUCGAACGUUCAGAGAUUUAUUUGGCAUUAGGUCAAGCGGUGACUGGACAAUUCGUCGCGGACAAUUCGUCGCAGACAAUUCGUCGCAGACUAUUCGUCGCACGGACAAUUCGUCGCCGGA
Messenger RNA from Rotaria sp. Silwood1, 898 nucleotides. NCBI's taxonomy places the organism in Eukaryota, Metazoa, Rotifera, Eurotatoria, Philodinida, Philodinidae. The record is from the annotation of a GenBank genome assembly.